Messenger RNA from Neomonachus schauinslandi (Hawaiian monk seal), 779 nucleotides. It is a transcript of the gene GINS4, whose product is annotated as GINS complex subunit 4. Bases 16 to 687 code for a protein of 223 amino acids. Gene Ontology annotation, biological process: DNA-templated DNA replication; double-strand break repair via break-induced replication. The record is from RefSeq and is a predicted model, not a curated record. The transcript is spliced from 8 exons. Gene Ontology annotation, cellular component: GINS complex. NCBI's taxonomy places the organism in Eukaryota, Metazoa, Chordata, Mammalia, Carnivora, Phocidae.
CCGGUUUCAGAGAACAUGACGGAGGAACUGGACCUCACAGGACAGGACUCUGAUGUGGGUAGUGAAGAGGUGGUCCUAACUCCUGCAGAGCUCAUUGAAAGACUGGAGCGGGCCUGGAUGAAUGAAAAGUUUGCCCCUGAGCUGCUGGAAAGCAAGUCUGAGAUUGUAGAGUGUGUCAUGGAACAGCUAGAUCACAUGGAAGAAAAUCUCAGGAGAGCCAAGAAGGGGGAUCUGAAGGUCAGUAUCCAUCGAAUGGAGAUGGAGAGGAUCCGCUAUGUCCUUAGCAGCUACUUGCGGUGUCGGCUCAUGAAGAUAGAGAAGUUUUUCCCUCAUAUCCUUGAAAAGGAGAAAACACUCCACGAGGGGGAGCUGUCUAGCCUUUCUCCAGAGGAGCUGGUCUUUGCCAAACAGUACAUGGCUAACACAGAGACCUACCUCAAGAAUGUUGCCUUAAAGCAUAUGCCUCCUAACUUACAGACGGUGGACCUCCUGAGGUCAGUUCCCAAACCAGAUCUAGAUUCAUACGUGUUUCUGAGAGUGAAAGAACGACAGGAAAACAUCUUGGUAGAACCAGAAACAGAUGAGCAAAGGGACUAUGUGAUUGACUUGGAGGAAGGCUCGCAGCACUUGAUCCGAUACAAAACCAUUGCACCCCUGGUUGCUUCUGGAGCAGUUCAGCUGAUAUAAAAUCAAAACUCUACUUUCUCAAGGGAAGCGGAUGAAAUUAACAUGAGCAGAGAGUAUCACAGUGAUACCUGAAGGAAGGAUGUAGAGACAGU